Molecule: messenger RNA, 757 nt
Organism: Manihot esculenta (cassava)
Lineage: Eukaryota; Viridiplantae; Streptophyta; Magnoliopsida; Malpighiales; Euphorbiaceae
Product: bifunctional bis(5'-adenosyl)-triphosphatase/adenylylsulfatase FHIT
Exons: 5
Coding region: 33-635 (200 amino acids)
Molecular function (GO): catalytic activity
Source: RefSeq, a predicted model, not a curated record
CAUGGCUCCAGCCAUAGAGCGUGAAUUAUAAAAUGGGAAAAGGGCUGCGAUUGCUGCCUUCUCUCGCUUUCACUCUCACCCACUCGCACAGCGGAAAUUGCCUCCCUCGUGGCUCCGCCGUAGGGUUCCGAUCCAUCUCCUCCACAUCCACCACCACCAAGAUGUCGGCAGAGCACUAUAAGUUCGGGCCUUACAAAAUAGAGCCGAAGGAAGUAUUUUACUCUUCUGAGCUCUCCUAUGCCAUGGUCAACCUUCGUCCUGUUGUUCCUGGUCAUGUGCUGGUCUGUCCAAAGCGAGAAGUGAAGCGUUUUGCUGAUCUCACUGUUGAUGAGACUAGUGAUUUAUGGUUUAUGGCACAGAAAAUUGGCAGUCGGCUUGAGGGCUACCACCAGGCAACAUCUCUCACUUUUACCAUCCAAGAUGGUCCCCAGGCAGGACAAACGGUACCUCAUGUUCAUAUCCACAUCCUCCCAAGGAAAAGUGGUGAUUUUGAGAAUAAUGAUGAGAUUUAUGAUGCAAUUGAUGUGAAGGAGAAGGAAUUAAAGCAAAAACUAGAUUUAGACAAGGAAAGGAAGGACAGAAGCAUAGAGGAGAUGGCUCAAGAGGCAGAGGCUUAUAGGUCGCUUUUCUUUUAGAUUUAUUAAGAGAAUUUAAAGCUCAAUAUUCAAUGACAAAUACCUUGAAAGGUGUAUUGGAAAUAGAUGAGCCAUAAAACUUCCAGAAAUGAUAAUGAAAAAAAAAAUUAUUUCAAAUUGAA